AUCAGGGUUGCGAGGCAGGACUUUGAACUGCUGCACUGGCACUGAUAAUUGCAACAGUUUCGUGGCAUUGUUGACUCUAACCCCGCAGAUGUGCGGCAUUGUUUCGCGUGUUGCCUUUAGCUGCCAACGUCGGUCCCGAGUUUCUUACAGCGUCACAUCUUUUUUUUCGGAAAGUUUCUCAUCGGAUUACUGUCUCCUGGUGAAAGUUGUUGCUCUUAAAGUCUUUCCACAAAGUUGAUCUUCCAGCAAGAACAGGCGAACAAGACCGUUUCAUUUCCUUUACUUCUUGGAGAGGAGGAAAGGCGAAAUGUCUCCAGGACUUUUAACAAAUGGCAUCGCACUUCCACUGGUGGCGGUGUUGGCGUUAGUUUCUAUGACGUCAGCCUGGCAAGAUUUUACCACUUGUGGCAAGAUCCCUAUGGACAAAUCGCGGAUUGUGGGCGGGAAGCCGACGGACGAAGGAGACUGGCCGUGGAUGGCCAAGUCGUGGAGGUAUGGCCCAGAAACUGACGAGGGUGUCAGCCGGUGUGGGGCCUCUCUAAUCCACCCUGAAUGGAUUCUAACCGCGGCCCAUUGUAUAAAAGUUCUCAACGAUCCCUCCAUCCACUUCCAAGUGUUCGGCUCAAACACGACGGUGGUGGCCGACUUCUCCAAAAAUGUCCAGAUUGUGGGCGUGUCCGAGGUCUACAUGCACCCCAACUACACCACGUGGGGGGCCACCACAACUGACUGGGACAUAGUCGUCAUGAAGCUCAAAAAGGCAGUGACAUUAGACGAUUACGUGAGCCCCGUGUGCCUGCCAACAGCUGACAUGGGCGAGAAUAUAUUUACGCCCGGGAUGAACGCCACUAUCACAGGAUGGGGAACCACAGAGCAAGGCGGCGCUCAAAACCCAGAUCUGUACGAGGUGACUGUACCCAUUGUAAGUCAAACGGACUGCCAAGACUAUUACGCCGAUGAGGAGAUCUCCGAACGCAUGAUCUGCGCAGGGCUGGACAAAGGAGGCAAAGAUUCAUGUCAGGGAGAUAGUGGCGGCCCGAUGGUGUCCAAGAUUGUAGAUACCAGUGACGCUACAUUGAAAGACCGAUGGUUCCAAAAUGGGAUUGUGAGCUGGGGCUAUGGCUGUGCGCAGCCGGAAUACCCGGGCGUCUACGCGCGUGUCUCGGCCUUCCAGGAUUGGCUGGCGCCCAUCUUCGAAAACAAUGCCGGACCCACGGAAAAAUAUGGCGACAACGGUUGUCGGCUGGAUGAGUUCAUGUGCAAAGGACUGCUGUGCAUAUCCCAUGCGGGUAGAUGUAACGGGGCCAAUAACUGUUUCGCCGACACCGACGAGCUUCAGUGCGGAACCUUCGGUAAGUUCUUCGAUCCCAUGCCCGGCAAGUGGCUGAAUGCCUCGGUCAGCAGCUUCCACGUGGACAGCGAUGAAGAUUGCGCCAAGCAAUGCAUUGAGUGGCCGGCCUUCAACUGCUUCGCCUUUGACACGGAGAAGGUGGGCGACAAGAUCAUCUGCAACCUCUCCGACGAAAACGUCGACACCUACGACAGAGAGGCGAGCGACGAUCGGAUGCAUUACCAACUCCAGACGCCCGCUGAGUAUGGGGUCAAAGAAAUGACCUUUGACCAGCAGCAUAACUUCCUUGUGACCCCUCGCUGGAUGCUGGUGCAGGGGACCAGCGACAGCAGCUGGUUCAUCUGGAACAUCUCGCCCGCCGCCCCCGAGAACUACAACUCCCUCAUGUUCAACUUCGUUGGUGUCCGUUCCCUGGCGGAUGAAUCCAUGGAGUGCAAGACGGCCGCCGACAUGAACAUGGUAGUAAUCCGGUCCGGAGUCGAGGUGUCCAGCCCCGUUGCGGCGGCGUUCUGCCUGCACGAGCUCCCAGAAACCUUCAGGGUCAUGUCGGCUAUGGCACGGGUGGAAUUCUACACCAAAGACCCCACCAUGUAUGGCUUUAUGGGGGAGUAUAACGCAGUAUGGUACUGCGCCGACACCAAGACCACAUCUCCCGGCACAGUCUCCUCGCCCAAGUACCCGUCCAAUUACCCGGCCAACGCCCAGUGCGGCACCUUGCUUCAGGCUCCGGAGGGCAUCAAGAUCCAUCUCAACAUCACUACCCUCCUCCUAGAGGCGCCCAACAAAGAAGGCGACUGUUUCGACAGCCUGACGGUCUACAACGGCCCGGACAGCAGCUCGCCGGAGCUGGUCAAGUUCUGCGAUAGUCAGGCCGAGGAUAAGGUCUUCGAGACGACAUCUGCUUCCAACUCCUUCUACCUGGAGUUCAAGUCCGACUACUCGUCUCAGAAGGCGGGUUUUAAAGCCAGCUACAAGUUUCUCACAGGACCCACCAAUGAGGAGUUGCUUGACGCCACUUUGACCAACUUCAAGUACGGACUGACAGCCAUGGGCAUCUUCUUCUUCUGUCUGACCAUGGUGUUCAUUGCCUCCAUUUUCACCAUCAACGCCAGGGAGAAUGGUGAAAGGGCACAGAUUGCAAAACUCAAACACAAGCACUCCAUUGUACACGCUGUCCCACCCCAAGUAAUUGACACCAACAUUGACUGGGACAAGCCGUCAACGAGUCAGGCAGGCAGCGGGUCCGCUAGCGGGUCGCACCCGGACGACUACGCCGAGGUGAACGAGGUCGAAGGCAAGACGAACCCAGCUUACCAAUCAGCGGAGUAACGAACCUUCAUCCACAUAAUCGAGGCAUUGGACGAUUGAUCACCGUGUUUAAAAAUCUGGAUAACCUUUUUGGACAUUGCGCGUUGUAUGCACAUUUGAAGCAACGCGCUGGUUCCGAAUCUCUCAUUUCGAACAUGGUACGGAAACCAGUGUAACCAUUCACCUUAUAAAAAAAAUAAAAGUAUAUAGGCCUAUUAAACGAUUGUUUUCUCGACAGAGUUUGACAAAGAAAUAUUUAAGUUUCAAAUUCAAUUUUGAUGUUUAUACAAAUGAAUACAUUUUUUUUUUUUAAAUAGGUAAAUUAUAUGCGGUUAAAAUGAGGAUAUAUUUUUUUGUUUACAAUUCCAUUGUUAUGGGAGUGUCAAUAUGGCGGACGGUGACUUCACCUCUGACAGCCAAUGGGCUAUUCAGAUGUUUAUUAUAGGAGACCGGUGCAUGGGAUGCCGUGUACACUGCCCUAACUGCUGUGGCCACCAUGUGGGGGUGCAGACUAGUCACCAGGGGCCUAUACGCGAGUUCGGUAUUCCAACUGUGCAGGUGCAAAUCAAAAUUUGCCCGAUUUUUACCGAGGAUUACCGUUCCGAUGCUGUAUACCAACUGAGCUAUCCAGCCCUAUGUUGGCGGUUCCCCAUUUUGUUGAUGGCUUCGUUCAAGGUACGCUGCUCAGAGGCCUCUUGACUAGCGCCCCUUGAGCAAAGACUGAGACAAAAUAGGGAACCGCCAAGAUAGGGCUGGAUAGCUCAGUUGUAGAGCACAGGAACGGCAAUCCGGAUGUCUCAGGUUCAAACUCCGCUCCAGUCAAUUUUAUUGUUCAACAUUAAAACAAUUAUUUCAUGCUGAGCAUGCACAGCUUCAUGAAAUUGGGUCCAGUACAAAAAAUGCCAGAGACUUAAACGAUAAAUAUCCUUACUUUAAGAAAUUGGGGGGGGGGGAAUAAUCACAAUUCUCAUUUUAAUUUCAACUUAAAGCUAUAAUCUAUCCUUAGUUACUUUCUGUUCAAUUAUUUCAGGGGGAGGGGGUUCAACCUUUUAGGUGAAUUUUUCCAAUGAAGAUGAUCUCCCCUAAAAGUUGUCUUAAAGCACGUUGCCAUUUUGAAGAAAUGAUCUCUCUUCUCUUUUGCAAAAAAAGAGUGAAAUUCCCUACCAAUUCCAUCCAGAUUUCUCAGAGAUGCGAAGUUAAAAGUGGUUGAGCUGGUACUCUUCAUUUUUACAAACUCUCAAGUGCAACUUUGCAAGGGAAAACCUUACAAACAAAACUUCUUUUUUUUUAAGCGUACAAAAGUGAUUUGUUCGGCGAAGGCAUUUUAAAAAAUCCCUUUACAGGCCUACACAAUAAUUUGUGGCAUUUAUCGAAUGAUUCAAUAUUGGUAAACCACAUGGUAUUCAUUAAUAGUGAACUGUGCAGUGAACAGGUACAUAGUCGGUUCGGUAAUUGAUUUGGGAAUAAUCACACACGAAAAGAACAUUAUAUGGACGUGGGUUCCAAAAUUAAGGAGUACUUAAGGGUCAGUUUUUAAUGUAUAAUGAUCGUACGGCAGCCCUGAUUGGUUUGUUUUGUUUUGAUGUAUAAUUAUUGUACGAUAACGCUGAUUGGUUUGUUUUCCUUUACUUACUUUCGGAUUACGGCACUAUAUAUUUUAACUCUAUAGGUUGUUUUUCUUUCUCUGUCACAAAUAGAUGUACCCAUAUUUUAAUCUUAAUAUCACUUGUUGUAUAUUCACGUUUUGUUUUAUUUCUUGGCACUUUGUUUCAAAUAUACUGGGUGUAUAAAUGCCAGGAUGCAAUUUAAGAGCCGAUGAUUAUGAUCCAUACGUUUCACAUUAUGGAUCGUAAUCAUCGGUAGAACAAUGUAGCUUAUGUAAAGGUUUGUCUGUUUUAUCGUUAAAUUUAGCUUUGUGUUGGUUUUGGAGGAUUAAAAGGGCAGCAAGAGGGAUUUCGUUAUUGCAAUUGUCACUCCAAUAUUCACUUAAAUUCAAGCGCUUCCGAUUUUUAUGAUUUGUUUUUUUAGGUGUGAAUUUAUUUAAACUUCGAAGUUAAAAAUGGCUUUAAAAAUGCAACUGAUUUUGUAAGUCUCAGGAAGUUGUGUAAACUCUAUUCGAUCAAAGACUACAGUUAAAUUUCAUUGUAUAAGUACAGCUUUUCAAUAUGUUCUUUUUUUGAGAGUGAAGCAGAGAAGCUUGAUAAUGCUCAGUAUUAUUUUUUGAUCAUGUGUAUAUAUUUAUCUUGAGUAAUAACAAAUCGUAUGGUCCGUUUUACCCUUUCUGUACUAUUUAAGCGAUAACAUAAUGGCAUCAAGAGUUUGGGCCUAGCAUAGGGUGCACGUACAUAAUGUUAUUCAGUACUUUUUGAUAUAAUAGAAAUCACGGUAAUAUAGCCUGAAUUCCUAGAUCUGGGGCGUAAAAACGAUUAGGCCUAGUUAGGAACCAUCGCAUUGGCAGUGUACUUAAUGACCAAAUUUCUCAGGGAAAUCAUGAAUAGACACAGAGAAAGAUUAUAUUCAAGGCAAAUUUGUGGAUUGCUGUAGUUCAAUUAUAGCGCCCUCUCUUUGAGGAUUGCCGUAGUUCAAUAAUAGCGCCCUCUAUUUGAAAUGUAAACUUCGCUAAUGACCCGAUAAGAGUGCGUGAAAUUGUAAAAAAUGGUUUGGGGUUUUCUUUGUCUUCAAUUUUAAUUCCGUGACAGGCUGAAAUGGAUCUCGAGUUUGGUUUAACUUCUUUUCCCUUUCAAUGAAAGGCAAUGGUGACACGUAGGCCCAAGUUGGCGACCUCCGUUUAUUUUUCACGCUUGAUUUCCUCCUCAAUAUUGUCUUCAUCCGUUUGGCAGAUUUACUUCCAUGUGUAUAUAUUAAACAUUAUCUGUCGUGAAAACA
Patiria miniata (bat star) is the source of this 5545-nucleotide messenger RNA. RefSeq lists its product as uncharacterized. Bases 308 to 2680 code for a protein of 790 amino acids. The transcript is spliced from 12 exons. Gene Ontology annotation, biological process: proteolysis. The record is from RefSeq and is a predicted model, not a curated record. Gene Ontology annotation, molecular function: serine-type endopeptidase activity; protein binding. NCBI's taxonomy places the organism in Eukaryota, Metazoa, Echinodermata, Asteroidea, Valvatida, Asterinidae.